AGAGACAUAGAGUGAGUGACGUAAAAAAAAAACAGGAAAAAGAGAGGGAAAGGGUUUACUGUCCGCUCAGAGUCGGUUGUUUCUACUGUUUCGUGUAUAUCUCUUUUACCUUGCUCUGCUUAGGUUUCAUUCGUUUCAUUCAAAGUGUAUUUCUAAAGUGUAAAGUUCAAACAUAUUUCAGUUACGUAGCUUAUAGAUUUCUUGAGCUAACAAUCGAUAAGUGACUUUGACGUUUAAAAGAAACUGAGAGACCAACAUGAGCAAGUCGUGGAAGGGUGCUAAGGACUACGUGGGUGUCGAAGAUGUAACGAAAGUAGGUUUUCUCAUUCCACUAUUCGCGGAGACUCUUGGGACCAGUCUCCUCGUUAUAAUCGGUUGCAGCUCCUGUAUCAACUGGGGGACAGAACCGACAAUAUUACAUAUUGCCUUAACCUUCGGCCUCGCAGUCACCAGUCUUGCACACGUCUUGGGUCCCAUUUCUGGAUGCCACGUCAAUCCUGCCGUUACCGUUGGUCUCCUCGUUAGUGGCAAUUGCACGAUUCUCAAAGCAAUAUGUUAUGUCGUCUGCCAAUGUUGCGGCGCUAUUGCCGGUUCUGCAAUUUUAAAAGCAGCUUUACCAGCCAAGGGUGUUCAGCAAGGUCUAGGCAUGACUCUUUUGGGCAACGAGGUCAGCAACGGCCAGGGCGUUCUCAUAGAGGCGAUCAUGACGUUCCUGCUGGUUCUUGUAGUGCACGGCGUAACAGACCCGAAGCGAGAGGACUGCAGGGGCUGGGCCCCAAUGGCCAUUGGCCUCAGUAUCAGUGUCGCGCAUUUGGCGGCGGUGCCACUCACUGGGAGCAGCAUGAACCCGGCGAGGUCGCUCGGCCCAGCCGUCAUUGUCGGCCUCUGGACCGACCAAUGGAUCUACUGGGUUGGUCCGCUCUUCGGGGCCUUGCUCGCAGGGGCCCUCUACAGGCUCAGUCUCCGGGCCAAGAGCAAAAACGAGGAGGAGGCCUCCUAUAACUUUUAAUAGUUGACUUCUGCUCGACAGGAACGCCGGCCUUUCGUUUCCUUUAUAUAAGAUUGAUCGAUGAGUCGAAUGGAUUUACUUUCCAAUUCGAAUAGUAAAUUAUUGUUGCGCGAAAGAAAUCUUACAAAUUUAUGAUUCUGCGGUUCGUCUUUCGUGAAAACACACACAUCAUAAUACAAAACAAA
Molecule: messenger RNA, 1194 nt
Organism: Ceratosolen solmsi marchali
Lineage: Eukaryota; Metazoa; Arthropoda; Insecta; Hymenoptera; Agaonidae
Product: aquaporin homolog protein drip
Exons: 4
Coding region: 257-1009 (250 amino acids)
Biological process (GO): transmembrane transport
Cellular component (GO): plasma membrane
Molecular function (GO): channel activity
Source: RefSeq, a predicted model, not a curated record